CCGGGGCGGCUGCGAGGCGCGGCUGGGCGCGCUGCCCCGCAGCACCAGCUGCGGCCGCCCGCGUCCUCCCCGGCAUGGGGGCCGGGCCCCGGCCGAGACCCCGCUGGCGGCGCUGACCUGAGCGGCACCCCUCGCUCCCUUUCUCUACCCCCGCAGUCCCGUGGGGAGUAGGCCUGGCGACGGCUACUAGCGCCCGCGGGCGGGCGGCGCGGGGCUCGGUGCGGCGGGCCGUGGGGCUCGGGACCCGGAAGCAGAAGCGGGGCCGGGAGGCGGCUGUAUGGGAAGGAGCGACGGCGGGCGGCGAUGGGGGAGCAACAGAGCUCGCUGAGUGCCCCGCGGGCGGCCGCCGCCACCACCGCGCCGCCGAGCCCGGCCGGACGCCCUUGGGAGUUCAGCCCGGACGACCCGCCUCAGCCGCGAGAGGCUGUCCCGGGCGGCGAGGCGGCCGAGCCGGGGGGAAGUGGGGAGCCGCCGCCGACCGCCCCCAGCCCUGAUCGGCAAGGGGCCGAAGAGGAGGAGGCGGAGGCUGUGGCCGGGCCGGAGGAGCCGCCAGCCGCGGAGGAGCCGGCGACUCUGGCGGAGGAGGGGCCGGGGCCGGGGCCGGAGGGGGGCCACGGCUGCCGCCGCCUCUCCCGGCGGCAACUGUACUGCACAGUCUACUGUGUGGAGAACGACAGGCCGGCGGCGGCCCCCGCCUCCCCUCGCGGCGGCACGGACAGCGGCAGCCAAGGUGCGGGGCAGCCCCUGGCGCGGCGCGGGGUGGUGGCAGACGGCGACCCGCUGUCGGCGGGCGGCAGCAUCGAGGUGGUGGACUUGUACCUGCUGCCCGAGCCCUUCUCCGGGCUGAUCGCUGGCGAGUUCGGGCCGCUGCUGGUGCUGAGCUGCCGUGUGUGCCUGGAGGAGAAGCCCAUCAAGCCCCUGUCGUGCUGCAAGAAGGCGGUGUGCGAAGACUGCCUAAGGAGGUACCUCAGCUCUCAGGUGCAGCUGGGACAAGCGGAUAUAAAAUGCCCAAUCACAGAAUGCAGCGAGCACCUGGAUGAAACAACUGUCCUCUAUAACCUGCCCCAUGACGACAUCAUCAAGUAUAAGUAUUUCCUGGAACUCAGCCGCAUUGACUCCAGCACCAAGCCAUGCCCUCAGUGCAAGCACUUUACAACCUUCCGGAGGAGAGGCCACAUUCCUACCCCUGCCAAAUUGGAGAACAAAUACAAAAUCCAGUGUCCAUCUUGCCAAUUUGUCUGGUGUUUCAAGUGCCACUCUCCCUGGCAUGAAGGCGUUAACUGCAAAGAAUACAAGAAGGGAGACAAGCUGUUGCGUCACUGGGCCAACGAAAUUGAACACGGGCAGAGGAAUGCCCAGAAAUGUCCAAAAUGCAAGAUCCAUAUCCAGAGAACAGAAGGGUGUGACCACAUGACCUGUUCCCAGUGUAACACUAAUUUCUGUUACCGUUGUGGGGAGAGAUACCGUCAGCUCCGGUUCUUCGGAGAUCACACGUCAAACCUCAGUAUCUUUGGAUGCAAAUACCGCUACCUCCCCGAGAGACCACAUUUAAGGAGAUUAGUGCGAGGCUCUGUCUGUGCUGGAAAACUACUCGUUACACCCAUAAUACUGGUUCUGGGACUGGCAUUGGGAGCCAUAGCUGUUGUAAUAGGUUUAUUUGUGUUUCCUGUCUAUUGCCUUUGUAAAAAGCAGAGGAAAAGGUCACGGACAGGUAUGCCCUGGUAAGGAUGGACCUUACUCAUCUGAACUGAGCUGGUCCUUCAAGGGCUAUACACGCUUUGUGCAACAGAGCAAUACAGUGCUGGUUAACAGCAUCAAAACCACAGCCCUGGAAGAAGAAUGGGGGAUCUCCUGCUGUCUUCCCUCAGAUAAAAACACUACUGCAGACCAGAAAGCCUCUUUGUUCUGGUGCACUCUGAACAAGAUGGGCCCCCUGACUGCUGCUUUUUAAAUGUUUUGGGGUUUGGGUUUGUUUUUGUUUUGUUUUGUUUUAAUUAUUACUUUGGAGGGUUUUUUUGAGUCUAAGUUUCUGAAUUAGACAAUCAAAGUCUCUCUUGUAGCCACAACUUCUACUGAUUUGGCCUGUGAAGAAAGCAUUUAACUGCUAACAUGUGCUCCAUUUAACUUCAGUGUCAGCCUUUAAGGGGGAAAUGCUUAGAAGUGUUUGGACUCUUACUGUAUACUGAGCAUACUACUUUUGGUAUUAAAAACUACUUCUGUAAAUAACUUCCAUCACACAGCAUUCUGUUCAGCAUACCAAAACCCCUUCACAUGCCAGAGCACGACAGCUGGUUAUCUUCCAAGUCCUAGGCAGUAGUGUAGAUUGCCACCGCCAAACUGCAGUGCCUCAGAGCGAAAUAAUCCUUAGUACUGAAGGUCCAUUAUACUUACAAAUAUACUGAUUGGGUUUAAGUCAGUGUUUAUGGCAGUCUGUUAAUAUUGACUGGGGGUGUGUAACUGAUUUGUUAGAAGAGUUACAUUGUGAAAUCCUUCCAGUACAGAAAAAAUUUGAGGGAUUUAGAUAAGAGGAAGUGUCGCUGGCCUGUUCUGUCCCAGAUAUCCCUGAAACGUGUUUGCAGGGAAGCUGGGAACCUGCUCUUCUAUUCUGACUUGGCAUAUAAUACACAUGCUACACACUAGUUGUGUGAAGAUUGAUGGUGAAAUUUUAUAACCUAAAUAGCACAUUUUGUUUGUUUAAGUAGGCUACGUAAGUCUCAGAGUAUCCUUUGAUGUCUCAUGAGGAAAAUCUGUGAAUUUUGGGUAAAGGGAGUGGUCAUGAAUUUUUAGGAGGCCAUUUUGUCCUUAUUCUCUGCUUCCAGUGUUUCUCUUCCUGGAACAUUACAGAUCUGAAGAGAAUAGUUAUCCUUGCUCUUUUUUCCUAACUUCAGAGUGCUGCUGUUUGCUGCCAGACCUCUUUCUCAGUGCAAAACCACAAGAGCAAUGUAAUUCAGUGUUAGGAAUCAUCUACUGAGAUUUUCUUCACUUUUGGUUAAAAUCCAAAUUUAUCAUACAAAUAUAACUUAAAAUUAAAAAUACAAGAAGAUAAAUUUAUGUAAGCAGAACACUGAAACAAUAAAGGAAGUAUCUACUUUAAAAAUACAAGCUGGUCUUAAAGAAGAUUGGAUCUGUACUGUGAAGGUACUUUUUUUCAGUGUGUGUGUUUGAAGUUACCUGUGUAUAUAAAUAGUGAGGGGGGAAGCAGGAAGAUGGCAACGUCCUAAAGAGUGUACAGACUUCAGAGCCUAGGUCUGCAAAUAGCGUAUCAUUUGAGAGGAUGUACUUUGCACCAAUUUCUUUGAAAAUUGUUAUUAAGUCUGAAUCUAGUUGUAAUUUUUAAGCAAAUAGUAUUCUGUCCCGCCAGCGUAAUACUGUUACAAGAUACUCACUUUGAUUUCAAAGCAGUGGAAGAAACCAAUGAAUCUUGUUUACCUGGAAACACAAAUAUCAGCUUACCAUAGCUGGUUAGUAUGCUUGUUUUCUGUCAGCGUCUGGUUUUGUUUUCUUGGGGGGUUUUUCUUGUUGAAACAGUGUGUGCAAGCGCAGUCAACAAGUACUUAAUAUUUCCUUUUGAAUUUAAGGGCAUGUUGACUCUGUUGUCCUAACCGUAGAAGUAGUAUCUUUCUAAGAUGUGCAAAUUAAGUGGGGAAGCAGUGACAUUUGGAAGUGAAGUUCAAAGCAUAUUGUCAAUGCAAAUCCACCCAUUAAUUAGAUUUCUUCUUCUGUGACACAUCAGUUUUCUAUUUGUGUUCUGUCUGAGGUUGGAAGCUGCCUUAAAAGUCUUGGUUUGAGUGUGUUUUCUGAGGCUAUACAUAUCAGUUGUCUUUGGCUUACUCAGGGAUUUUUAUUCCUCUCUUUAAAUGUCAAAUAAUGAAGAUAUUUUUGUAUUAUUUAGAAAAACCUUCAAACCUCAGAGUGAGAUAUAUAUAGAUAGACUUGGGUUUGCAAUGCAGUCUGUCAUAUGGUGUCAAACUAUUCCACAUGAGAAGACUUUCGUACUUCAGAUUAUCUGUAAUUAACUAUACAGUGUGUUCAUUUCUUUUCUUUUUCUGGCUCUUUAUAAAUAUGUGAGAUAUUCUUACAGUCUUUGUAGCUGUUUUCACUCUGCUUUGUUUGCCAUUUUCAGUUUCUGAUGGGACUUCAGAAAGAUUUGAAAUUAAGAUGUGAGAAUAAAAUGCAUUAAAGGGAACGUAUUAGAUCUGCACUUAUUUAUAUUCAGAAAGCAUGUCAUUGUGGGUGGAGGAAAGGAACACGCAUCUCUGCUCCUACGUUAUCAUUUCAUCUAGGCCAUUUUUAUUUUAUCCGUACAGAUUAAAUGAAAGGGAAAUGGUUCAUCAUUUUUUACACGUAGCAAAAAGAGGCAUCUUUGACCUUGAAAGACGAAGAGUCUAAUCUUCCUCUGUCAGUAUACAAAAAUAAUAGGAAUGACAAUAAUACUUGCUUUUCUGUAGAACAGAGACGUAUUUCAAGAGGCAGUCAGAGUAGGAAUAUGGAAGACUUUUUCCAUUCCUAUUAAAAUAUUCCCACUUUAAUAGUACAUAAAUACAAUUUUCAAUUAAUAUUAAGUAACAAAAGCAACUGAAAUAGUAGUUUAAUACAAAACUUCAUUCAAUAAAAUGCUAGCUUUUAAACAGUUCUUCAUAUCUUGUUUCAAAUCCUACAUACAUCAAAGGCAUGUCAUUUGUUUUACAAGAAUUAAGUUAUCAGUUUGAAAGAAAUUGAAUGAAUUUAAUUGAAAGGAAAUUCAAGAACAUUUUUAUUAUGUAAAUGUGUUCAGGUUUUUUUAUAACUGUCCUCUAAAGAAACCAUCAGAUUGUCCUACUCCAUCUUUAUUAACAGAAAACUUCAUCAGGCAGCUGAAAUAACCUGCGAAGGCAGAUUUCACACUACUGUAUGUUGAUCAUCGCUGAUCAUCAGGUUUGCUUUCAUCGCGUUUAAUAUUUAAGAUUGCUUAUCCUUAUGCAGAGUUGUUGCUCACUGAUACCUGUAUUUGAACUCUAGGAAAUGCUUAAAUCCAUUCUACCUAGCAUUCUGUUUCAAGCUUGCUUGGAAAUGGCUCUGCCCAUGCUCUUGAGUCUCCUUGCAUGCAUGCAGUUGGAGCUGGUGCCCUCCCUGCAGCGCCAUGCCAUGUGUGUUCUGUCCUGCCUGUGCGGGAGGGGACUGCUUUCCCUUUAGUCACUAAUAGUAAUUGGUUGUAUUUCACUAACUGGGUCAGGUUUCAGGGCUGCUCAGCCAUGUCAAUAGCAGGGUGAUUCUGACUGCUGUGGCAUCUUGGAGCAUAGUUAGGUAUAUUUGCAGAGCUUAUCCAGGAGCUUGUGACUGGAAAAUAAAUGUGCUUUUCCUUGUGUCAGCCUAUUAGACAGUGAGAAUACAAGCGAGAGGCAGAAGUGCAGUUUUGAGUAGCCUUAUGCUGUAUCUGACCCAUCUGUUUUAGACCCAUGUGAAACAGUCUUCAUUUCUCACCACCUCUCUAAUAAACAACAUUCAUAUCUUUCAAAUGUCAUUAAACACAGUCACUUUGAGUGAUCCAUUAUCUUCCUUUGGGGCAGUGCAAAUGUGUAAGUAAGAUUUUGUAUGGCUUUGGUAUUAGUGAUACUGACUUUGUAACUCUUCCUGGUAUGUUAGAUGCUUUUUCAUUUACAUCUAUUUGUUGGUUCUGAAAGUUUGAUCAACGUGAAGUUUUACUUUAUUAAAAAUAUUAAUUUGCAGGGACUAUUGCCAAUUAAACAAGAAAGUGUUUGGGA
This is a messenger RNA of Neopsephotus bourkii (Bourke's parrot), 5741 nucleotides long. It is a transcript of the gene RNF217, whose product is annotated as ring finger protein 217. The record is from RefSeq and is a predicted model, not a curated record. Gene Ontology annotation, molecular function: zinc ion binding; ubiquitin conjugating enzyme binding; ubiquitin protein ligase activity. Gene Ontology annotation, cellular component: cytoplasm; ubiquitin ligase complex. The coding region runs from base 304 to 1725 and encodes 473 amino acids. Gene Ontology annotation, biological process: positive regulation of proteasomal ubiquitin-dependent protein catabolic process; ubiquitin-dependent protein catabolic process; protein polyubiquitination. The transcript has 6 exons. Lineage: Eukaryota; Metazoa; Chordata; Aves; Psittaciformes; Psittacidae.